AUGGAGUCAUCAGACUACGAAAAUAUAUCCAUGAGCAUUUACAGCCAAAUGGAAGAAGGCGCUUCACAAAAGAAUAAAUCACCGCUAAAAGAUCUCGGAAAUAUACUAGAUAAUUCUCAUGCUGAAGGCUCGAAGUCCGGAGUUGCAAUGAAUACCAAUGAUUAUAGAAGACUGGAACGUUUGUAUGGAGAUUCCAUCAUACGCAUCAACGACCUCAUUCGUCAUCUGGAACGAGCGGAAAGCGAAUUAAUGGACAAGGAGAAGCAACUAGACCUUCACUUACGUAAAAUCCAUGAGCUUUCGAUGGAUAACAAAACGAUCACGAACGAACUCAAACAAGAGAGGGAACUACAUGAUAAAGAAUACUUAAAUUGGACAGAAACACGAGAGAAGUUGGAAAAAAAAAUCGACCAGCUGAAUCAGACAUUGCAUAACCUACUACAAAAUAACAAGUCACUUGAGCAGAUACAGACAGAUAACAUAUCGCUCCAUGUUGAUGAUCUCUCACGAAGUAAAUUAGAAGUGGAUAGGCUGACCAAAAAAAUCACAAUCUUGGAAAAAGAGAACCAACUAGAAGCGCAUUCAAAGAUUUUGAUCAUCGAGGAGCUUGAAAUGUUCAAGGUGAGAUUUAGUGAGCUCGAAGAAAGAUACGAAAAGCUCAAGGAUGAAUACGCUGAAUUACUGGCUGAAUUGAGCAUGGACUCCACGUCCGAUAUCCGAAUGAACGAAGCUUCAGAUAUAAUCACGGACGAUCUUAAAGCCACAUUAGCUGAGGAACUUCAGGAAUUGGGCAUAAAUACAGUCGCUGGCUCAAGAAGGAGUAGUCGACAAACGAGCUUGAACAUCCUUAACAAUAUCGAACGAGACAGCAUAGAGAGGAAGUAUUCACAAGAGCUUACAAAAAUGAGCUUCCAGAUAAAAUCUCUGGAACUGCAAAAUGAAAAACUCCACUCAUACAUCGGUUUUUUGCUUCAGCAUAUACCUCGAGAAGAAGCUGAUGGCGUUGCGAUUUACAAAGAUCAGUUGGAUUAUGAAUACUCGGAUGAGAUCAAUAUCUUGAACGCGAAAAAGACCUUGAGGAAAGUGAUCAGAAGCGCUUCUGCUUUACCUAUCAGGCCGCAAACGUAUAAUUCGACGCAUAUUAAUCUGGACGAUUUGGAAGGACCCUUUGGACGCCGGAGUUCGUUCUCUGAAAUGCUCGAACGCAAAAAUAGGCUCUCAUACAACACAAACACGUCGCUGAGCGACCAAGACAACAUUUUUGAUUCAUCACAUCAGGCCGAAGACGUCGAAUAUGUGGAACUUGGGGAUUCAGAUUUCACAAUCUCUGAGGAAGAUUUUGAGGAGGAAGGUUUGGAUAACAACGAAUCACUGAACGUGUCUUUCACGGUGGACCUUACACCAUCGUUAAAUAUCAAAAAGCGAAAGAAAUCCAAACUUUUCAAACGGACUCCUAAAAAGCAAAUCGAGAAAUUGACCAUCUUUGGGUCACCAUCGUCAGGUGAUCCUUGCUCGACUCUUGUUGGGCACCCGUCACUAAAAGCUUUGCGCAAGUACGCAUCCAGCCUCGAGCUGAUCGGUGAGGACGAGAAGGAGGACGAACAUAAAGAAAACUACGAUAAUAUCUUGUACGAUUGUGCGAGAUGCAAAGAUGACGAUUUUGCUAGGAUUGAGGUGACCGCGGAAGAGCUGAACAUGUUUCGAAUUCAGUUCAGAAAAUUAUUGUGCCCAAAACACUUCAUCAUUCAAUGCUGUUGUGACGAAAACAGCCUAUCUGGGCCGAAAGUAAUCCGUCGCUUGCUCUACGUGCUGGGUUGGCCGACUAAAAAUCAGAAAGUGCCUGAAACCGAGGUAUUUGAGAUCGAUUAA
Molecule: messenger RNA, 1869 nt
Organism: Ogataea parapolymorpha DL-1
Lineage: Eukaryota; Fungi; Ascomycota; Pichiomycetes; Pichiales; Pichiaceae
Exons: 1
Coding region: 1-1869 (622 amino acids)
Source: RefSeq, a predicted model, not a curated record